AUGACCAGUCUCCACAGCCCGAUAUGGCACGUUAUCGAAUCGUUCUACGGGUUGUUCGCACCUGAUCCACCCCCGAGGAUGCGGGACCCUUCGAAGCCAAUGCAAGUCAUAUGUGUUGGACUGCCUCGCUCCGGUACCGAGUCACUGCAGAAAGCCCUGUUGACGCUCGGCUACGAUUACACAUAUCAUGGCUGGGAUAUGCUAAACGAGUCACCGCAUCGUAUGAAUUCCUGGGUUGCACUAGCCCGGAGGAAAUUUUUCAAGCCGACUGCUGAGCCGAUCACCUCUGCGGACUUUGAUGCAUUGCUCGGCCAUGCUGUAGCAGUCACCGAUGCUGCUGCAAAUUGCUUCUCCGCUGAGCUCAUCGCAGCGUAUCCAGAUGCCAAGGUGAUUCUAAAUACACGCCAGGACAUUGAUGCGUGGCACGCGUCUGUGAUGUCGAACAUUGUCGCCGUGAACGAAGACUGGUUCAAGUGGCUUCUCUGGUGA
Didymosphaeria variabile is the source of this 489-nucleotide messenger RNA. RefSeq lists its product as uncharacterized. Bases 1 to 489 code for a protein of 162 amino acids. The record is from RefSeq and is a predicted model, not a curated record. The transcript is spliced from 2 exons. NCBI's taxonomy places the organism in Eukaryota, Fungi, Ascomycota, Dothideomycetes, Pleosporales, Didymosphaeriaceae.